CCACCUCCUUUGGAGAACACAGGCCUCCAACAGUCUCUGGCAGCCUCAAGACUGUGACAUUCCAGAAGCAUGGAAAGCUGGGACUUUCUGGGGUUCCUCAUCGUCACAUUAAACUGCAACGUGACCAUUGUGGGAAAGAUCUGGCUUAUCCUGAUGCUCUUGCUGAGGAUGGCGGUGAUCGUCUUGGCGGGGUACCCCAUCUACCAGGACGAGCAGGAGAGGUUUGUCUGCAAUACUCUGCAGCCGGGAUGCGCCAACGUUUGCUACGACAUCUUCUCCCCUGUGUCGCACCUGCGGUUCUGGGUGAUCCAGAGCGUGUCUGUCCUGCUCCCCUACGCCGUGUUCAGCGUCUAUGUCGUCCACCAAGGAGCUGUGCUCGCCGCCCGGGGGCCCUGCGGGUCGGAUGAAGCGCUGGGGGGCCCGGACCCCCGUGACCCGGGCCCUGGGGAGGGGCGCAGCCCACGGCCCUGCAGGGAGCGGUGCCACCUGCGCGUGCCGGACUUCUCCUCCGGCUACAUCGUCCACCUGCUCCUGCGGACCCUGCUGGAGGCAGCUUUUGGGGCCUUACAUUACCUCCUCUUCGGAUUCUUGGUCCCAAAGAGAUUCUCUUGCACCCGCUCCCCUUGCACCAGCGUGGUGGAUUGUUACGUGUCUCGGCCCACGGAAAAGUCCAUCAUGAUGCUCUUCAUCUGGGCGGUCAGCGCGCUGUCCUUCCUGCUCGGUGUCGCCGACCUGGUGUGCAGCGUGCGGCGCAGGACGCGCAGGGGCCGAGGCCCCAGCCGGGGGGCGAAGGGCCCCUCGGUCAGGGAGGAGUGUGGAGCCGGGUCACCUCCUCCCAGCCUCGCUUCGGGACGCCAGAAAGACGGGUGGGAGGAAGAACGGGCGACGGCUCACUCUGGCACGUGGUCCCCAGGGGAGGGUGUCAACGGCGACCCCGGUGCACCGGGGCGGAUGCAGCUUCCAGAUGAAGAUGAGAAUGAGGUGAUGUCCUCAGCCAGCGACAAGCUGUCUCUGGCUUGCAAAGAGCCCGGGGGCACGCCCCACAGAGAGGCCACCCAUGACUCUAGGGGCAAAGGCUCUGUCCCUGGGAGUGGCCUGGCGGGGCGCUACUCAUGCAGCCAGCUCCAGCUCCUUCCCCGGCUGGCCAGCUCUGGCAGUGCCCCCCACUUGAGGACAAAAAAAUCCGAGUGGGUGUAAAAAAGAGCGCCAAGCAACCCUGAAUGUGCACAGCUGUCCUGUUGCAAAUGGAAACGUGGGUGUAGACAGGACACACACUCACCUUAGGGGCACCUGUAAAAUCACUCAACUAAGUUCCCGAGGACAUUAACAGCCACAAAGGCCAGCUGGCCUGAGGACAAAUGGACUUCACAGGAGAGACUCUGAUACACUCUCCAUGCGGAUUUAAUUUAGGUAACACUUUUUGUUGAAAAAAAGCAUGUGACGUUCAAAUGCUCCAGUGAAUCUAAAACGAUUAAUUGGAGAGUGUCUGCUUACUGAUCAUGGUGAGGCUGUUCUAUAGGCGACACUCUUGGUGGUUCUACUGUCAUAUUCUUUGUCAUGUGCUUAGUGUAAAGUGUGGUGUCUUACAUUCAUAGAGCUCAUUAAUGUUUUCAUAUUUUCUGAUGAAUAAUUAUUAUGAGGUUUUGUUUUUGUUUUUCUGCAUGGAUGAAAGAAACAUCUGUUAUGCAUGCCAUCAAUGGAGAGCUAUUACUUCUCUGAACCCCUUAAUAAAAUGAAUGUUGAUUGCAUUGUAGUAUCACACU
Lemur catta (Ring-tailed lemur) is the source of this 1763-nucleotide messenger RNA. RefSeq names its product gap junction protein delta 4 (gene GJD4). NCBI's taxonomy places the organism in Eukaryota, Metazoa, Chordata, Mammalia, Primates, Lemuridae. Bases 70 to 1197 code for a protein of 375 amino acids. Gene Ontology annotation, biological process: cell communication. The record is from RefSeq and is a predicted model, not a curated record. Gene Ontology annotation, cellular component: connexin complex. The transcript has 2 exons.